AGGUUGCGUCUGGUGGAGGGAGAGUGAGCGGGGCUGCCCUGAAUGGAUUGACAUAAGAGGGAUUUACAUUUUAACGGGUGUCGUGCUCCGCAAAGACUAGACGGUGCACGUUUAAAAAACCAACUCGAUGUGUGUUCACGUCGGCGCUUGUAUCAUGUCCAUGUGUCAUCGUCGUGAGAGGAUUGAACUUGCCAGCAGUCUAUAUUUGCCGAGGAGGGAAACCAAUACAAGGUCUCGCUGUCUCGCUGGAGCGGAGUAUUAUUAGCAGUUCAGACAGUGCAACUGUCUCUCUCUGGUCAUGCACUGCAAUUACACAACAGCAAAAUCAUCCUAAUUUACAGUUCAAGAGUUAAACACUAAAGAGUAAAAGAAAAAAAAGUGUGUGCUGAACAACAGAUAAACAUUCACCUGGCUCCCAUGCUGGCUCCCAGAAAUCCUCUCCUGCACACCCUCAGCCAUGCCUGCUACUACCAAACCUGCCAGGAGACAGACACCUGCCCAGAGAAAAAAUGCCCAGAAAGUAAUCGGCACCAAGAGGCAAACCUGCAACUCAAAUAAACCCCAAGGAAGAGCCACAGAGAGGCCCCAGAAAACACCUGCAGAACCAAAAAAGUCAACAGUCAGAGCCCAGGCACAGCCAGGCCGAAGCCCCCGUGGAAGAGGGGUUAGUGGGCCUGCUAGUCAGGGCCCUGGGAGGUCCCCUGGCAGAGUUAACCAUGCCCUAAAUGUAACAGGAUCUACAAGGCUUAGGCGACCAAGCAAUCUGCCUGACCACUGUGGCGACUUACAAGCCCCCCUAGGGCGAAGGACAUCCCUGCGGGGCACGCGGGUGUCUGUUUCUCCUUGCCAGCCUCCUAAACCAUGCAGAGGAGGGAGAAACAGCAGGGGGAGCGCAGGGAGAGGGGCAGCAUCACAGCACGGAAACACAAGAAACAAGCCCUCAAGCACCAGUAUCAACGAUUCAGCUCCUGACGAGGAUGAAGAGGAAAACAAGAAACUGGACUCCUGUGAUGUUGAAGAAAUCCUCCCAGUGUCUCUAAAAACCGAGUUUGAAGUUCCCGCAAUUAUCAAAGAUCAGGGUCCAGGAGUCAAAAAUGUUUUAGAGGGCAGCCCUCUUAAAGCGGAUCCAGCACCGUGUAAUGACACACUGGAAGACUGUGUGGAGUGCAGCUGUGACAGUACUUCAACCAAGAAAGACAAAAACACUGUCAGUCAGAACUAUGAAGAUGACCUGAGGUGUGUGACUGGGGCCACCGUCGGUGAUGAUGUUGAUGGACAGCUCAAACUCUGCAGUGACAGAAGCAAAGACAGCCCCUCUGAGCCCUCUGCGCUAACGAGUAGCGGCUCACCAGGGGUGCAGGGUUGCUGCGAGGGAAAUGACACUUCAUCUAUCCUUGGAAAUAAGCUACUUGGCGGUGAUAGUAAGCAAGAUGAUGUGUGUACUGUCCAUCAAGAGGAAGGUAAUUUGUUGGACUUGAAAGAGAAUAGGACAGAUGAAAGAGUGAUAGUUGUCACUGAGAGAAGAGAAGAGAUAAAUCAUGAGAGAAGAGCGAGUUUAGAGGCAGACAAAGCAGUUGAGAGACACAACGAGACUGUGGAAGAGAUGGAGGACAUUGUUGAGAAGCUGGGUUACUGUAAGGGAGAAGAACGAGGAAAAAAAGAAAAGGAGAAUGAUGUAUGCAUCAAUCCUACUGACCUCCACCCCGGCACUCCAGCCUCUCAACCUCCGGAUCCUCCUAACUCUAACGAUGAACUGACAGCACAGUCAGAAUCACCUGUAAGUGUGCUACCGGUCUCCAACACAGCUACCUCAAAUCCCACCAAAGCCCCCUCCACCUCAGAGGCACUUGAACUAGAGGUUCUGAGCCAGGGUAAGACAGACAUGCAACCUACCAUUCAUGGUGCUAAACCUCACUUCCCAGAGUCCUCAGCUGUUCCUGAAACUGCCCUGAUGUUGCAGACUGUUCUAGUGAAAAGAAACACGCCAGUUAUUAUCCAUAGUGACUCCCUCAAACCUAGAAGCUUGAUGGAUUCUAGCCAGGGGGAACCACACCAACUGCAAAGGCCAGAGCUCCCUUCUCCUCAGGGAGAAAGACAAGCUUGCACACCAGCAGAGACGCAGACCAAAGAUCGUGAAUCCAAUCCAGAGGCAUUGGAGCGCCACAGCCAGAAAGAGACAUCUUCGUUGUCAUUGUCACUAGUUCCUCAGUCAAGCACAGAACCCCGCACAGCUGAGUGUGAACCAACCCUCAGCGAGGACAGCGUUGUCGUAGCAGUGACGGAGCCGGACUCAGUGCCAAAGAUCUCGACUCCCUCUCUGGACAGUAGCUCCACUUUGUCCUGCAGCUCAGAAAGCACUCGCUCCUCUUUUUCAUUCGAUACUGAAUCAGAGGCAGGGUAUGGAGAGCCCAGCCUUGCUAUUCUACCAAGAUCCUGGGGGGCAGAAGGGGGCUGCUUGCCCUCGUGGACUGCUCCGAAAUCACAGAAGAAAGAGAGGAAGAAGCGGAGCAGGUGCGGGGCGUGCGAGCCAUGCCUGAGGAAGAUCAACUGUGGCCAAUGCAGCUGCUGCCUCAACCGCAGGACUGGCCACCAGAUCUGUAAGCUGAGGAAGUGCGUGGAACUGAAGAGGAGAAGACCUUCAUCUCCGCUCACGCUCUCUGCUGCACAGGUGGUUCCAGAGAGUGGGUCGGUAAAUGGCAAAGGCAAGGCACAGAUGGAUGACACCCACACGGCAGCAGAGGAGGAUGAGGGGGAGGAAGGCCACAUACCUUACACACAACCUCCCCCCAUCGACGACUCGCUCACCCAUAACCCGGUCUCGGACCAAGUCGGACAGCCAGCACUUAAAAGAGAGCCCGGGCUGGAGCUGACCAGCAUUGCACUUCACCAACAAGUAUGCUCUUCUGUGACUUUACAGAAUGGUUCUGCUGAGAACCUGACAAAACCUAAUGGUGCUAAUAUGACCACUGGGUCACACUCUAAUCUGAAGUCUGCAUUUAAAAGAACUGUGAUGACAUCAGAGCCUCAAAGGACUAUAAUAGCUGCAAUUCCUAAGGACUGCUCUGAGAACAGACCUAAGACUCCUCCAAAUGACAUGUCUGUUCCACUGAAGAAGAUCAAGCUGAAGGAGCCGUGGACGUGGAUCACUGAACAUCCCACCACACAGCGGAGGGAUGAAGAUGAGGUCUGCGAAGACCCACUAUCCACACUGGCUGCCGUGGUGUGUCUUUCUGUCACAGAGAGGAAGGGAUUGGAGGAGGAACUCUUCUGCUCAAGUUCUUCCAUUCUUCGCUUCAUCAAAACAGAGCCGCCAGAUUUGCACUUCGUCAAAAAAGAGCCAGAGGACUUAAAGAUUGACUUGUGUCAGAAAAGCACUCCCCAAAGGACUCCCCAGCCUAUGAAAAGUGAACCUCCUCCAAGUAGCUUGCUACCAAGCGUGCAGUCUUUGGCAGAGAAGAGAAAUCUUAGUUUUGAUCAGGCUAUUGCUAUUGAGGCCUUGACUCAGCUGGCAGCUAUACCUGAAAGCACCCCAGGGUCCAUUAAAGCUGAAAGUAAGUGUGAACAUCCCAUUUCUACUGCUGCCCCAUUUUCAACCUCCAACACAAAUACAUCCCUGCAAGAAGCCAAACCCACAGCGGCUAUCCGCUACAACAAAGUCUCGGUCAUAAGCUCACCACUACACCAGACAUCAGUCAUACGCCCUCCUGUGGCCAGACAAGGGAAUGUCAUCCAGUGUUCCCGGGGGUCAAACUCUGACACAAAACCAUCUCUGCAGGAUCUCUUAGAGGCCAGCUCCGACAGUGAUAGAGCACCCUGGAGGAGGACAGAGCAGGGCUUUGGUUCUCAUGUCAUCAAGUCAGAAUGCAGCUACAAAGAUCCCAGUGACAUGAGGUGCAGGAGAAACAGAGAUGAGGAGGAAGUGGCAGCUCAGCUGGCAGACCUGGCCUUCAUCAUCGAGGCGCGACACAGCCAGCAGUCAGAGAACAACCCUCCAAAAGGAACACCUGUAUCAGCCAUCAAAUACACCUACAACUCCCAGCUACCAUCUAGUCAGAAAAAGACCCUCAUAAAAAAAGCAAAAGCUACACCCUCCAAGCCCAGAAAGAAGAAGACAAGUGAUGGACUAAAUGAGGGAGUCAGCCGCAGGACCCCCCUCUCGAAACGCAUGCCAAAUGGAGAGACACCCCACAGGGGCAAAGGCCAGAAGAUUCUCCCACAGGGGAAAUCAGGCCUUCACCACACGAGGAACCUGUUUCUGCCUCAGGCUCAAAUUGACCUGAAGAGAUACUUGGCUGAGGCUCAGGAGGAAAGGAGGCAACUCAUCCAUCACAGUAACACACACAAUACAGCCCUUGUAGGGCCACAGAACUACAGCACUCUCACAAGGAUCAACUACACUUGUGGUCAAGAAAACCAGCCAUGGUCCCUUGCAAACGGCCCACUCCACCAACCCAAUCCAUGCAAUGGUUAUCCUGCGGGACCAGAGCAGGAGUGCGAAAGGCAUUUGUUAACUCAGGUAGCGCAGCCCUCUGGUGGGCUGCAACACGGUGCUGAUCCUAACAACAGCCCAGCCCAUGCCGCUUUCCUUAGCCACACCGCCGGGCACCAUGGUCUGGCUAAUGGCUUCUCAGGGGCUCGGCAGUCCCCUCCUCCAAGCCAGCAGGGCUACUACAAGCUGGAGAAGACAGGACCUGUCACUGUCCUGUCCACGGCUACUGAUGGGGAUGUGGGCCACUCUGCAGAGUCAACUCCAUCCAAGAACAGCAUCAACAGCUUUCUGGAGUCUCCAAUGAGUUUUUUGGAUACCCCUACCAAGAACCUGCUCAAUACACCUUCCAAAAAAGUGGCUGAUCUUCCAUCCUGUCAAUGCAUGGAUCAAAUCAUUGAAAAGGAGGAAGGCCCUUACUACACUCACCUUGGGGCAGGACCUAGUGUUGCUGCAGUGAGGGAAUUGAUGGAAAACCGGUACGGUACCAAAGGAAAUGCAGUAAGGGUGGAAGUUGUCGUUUAUACUGGGAAGGAAGGAAAGAGCUCCCAGGGGUGUCCAAUAGCUAAAUGGGUGAUCCGGCGUGGUAGCGAAGAGGAGAAGCUGCUGUGUUUGGUCCGCCAGAGGCCAGGGCACUACUGUGACACUGCUGUGUUGGUGAUCCUCAUCCUGGCUUGGGAGGGAAUCUCUCGGCCGGUGGCGGACCACCUCUACCAGGAGCUCACAGAGACACUUUUUAAAUACGGUUCCCCCACCAGCCGUCGCUGUGCCCUGAAUGAAGAUCGUACAUGUGCAUGCCAGGGUCUGGAUCCAGACACAUGUGGAGCUUCGUUUUCCUUUGGCUGCUCCUGGAGUAUGUACUUCAAUGGCUGUAAGUUUGCCCGCAGCAAAGUGCCCCGCAAGUUUCGCCUGCUUGGAGACUACCGGGAGGAGGAGGAGAAAAUAGAGAAUAACCUUCAGAGUCUCGCCACUGACCUCUCACCACUCUACAAAAGACUGGCUCCUGAGGCCUUUCAAAACCAGGUGGAACAUGAGGAGACAGGGGAGGGGUGCCGGCUGGGAUCAAGGAUGGGACGUCCGUUUUCUGGGGUCACGGCCUGUGUGGAUUUUUGUGCUCACGCUCACAAGGACACUCACAACAUGAAUAAUGGCAGCACUGUGGUUUGCACUUUAACCAAGGAAGAUAACCGUGCAGUGCGUAACAUACCAGAAGAUGAGCAGCUCCAUGUUCUGCCACUUUACAAGAUCUCUGACAGGGAUGAGUUUGGUCAGGUUGAGGGCCAGUGGGCUAAAAUCCAGAGUGGUGCUCUGCAAGUUCUGUCUUCCUUUCCCCGAGAGGUGCGUCUACUGGCUGAGCCAGUGAAAUCAGCCCGUAAGAUAAGGCAAGAAGCUAAGGCAAGGGCUCAAGCAGAGAGACUGGAGAAGAAGCUCGGGCUGACUCUCACUCCUGGGAAAGUGAAAAACGAAACCCCCAACAAAGAUCCACAGGGCUGCUACAGCUCAUACAGGAUACCACCCAGACCUGCCAGCGUUGGAAGGUUUCCACCAGAGAGGAACCAACACAGCACUUACAGCCAGAGCACCAGCAGCUACCCCACUCCGGGUCCCGGAGUCACCCCACAGAGGGAGAUCGUUUCCCCCAACCACCACGGCCUCCAGUUUGGACAGAAUGGCUCAGCUCUCUGUUAUAAGACAAUGAGUGACAGUGUGAAUGGUUAUUCUCCAGCAUCUGGUGACCAGAGUGUUCAGUCAGAACGUAUACCUCCACAUAAUGCCCUUAGUGACUACCCCUGUACUUUUAAAACUGAGCCCAACGAGGAUCACUGCUCUCCUCUGCGCAGACCCACCCCCAGUGGGAGUGCUCCUCCUCCCUCCUCCUUCUCCCCGAGACCUACCUCUGAGGGCCUCUUCAGCAGGCUCAAUGGACUCCACAGGGCUGCAGGAGAUGUCACGGCAGAGGUCAGGGGUCAUGGCCUCCCUCCGUUCUCAUCUCUUCAGCUUCCCCCACAAACUCCCCAUCUUGAGCCAGAGGAAGUUAAACAGGAAGAGGUGUGGUCAGACAGCGAGCACAACUUCCUGGACCGCGACAUAGGCGGAGUCGCUGUGGCACCAUCACACGGUUCCAUCCUGAUAGAGUGUGCACGGCGGGAGCUCCAUGCCACCACCCCUAUCCUCAGGCCAAACCGCAGCCACCCCACCCGCAUCUCCCUGGUCUUCUACCAGCACAAGUCUCUAAAUGAGCCAGGCCACGGGAUGGCUAUGUGGGACGCCAAAAUGGCUAAGAGGGAACGGGAUAGGGAGGAGGAGGCUGAGAGACUAAGGAUGGGGGACAGCCCGAGCAGUGUGGGGAAGAAUGGCAAAGGAAUGGGAGGUGUGGAGCUAGAGGAGGAGACAGGGGAGGAGACAGAGGAGACAAGGAGGGUCAUGAAUGUCCCCACACGCCAAGCAUGGACCCUCCCGAGGGAUGGUGUCAUCACCGUGUCCCCUUAUGCUCUUACUCAAGUGACGGGCCCUUACAAUCGCUGGACUUAGUCAACAUGAUUUACACACACACACACACACACACACACACACACACACACACACACACACACAGAAAACUCCUACAUCCUGUGCUUCUGCCUUACCUCAACCAACUUCAAACUGCUACUCUCAUUUUUAUGUCAUUUUCAUUGUGCUUUUCUAAUAUCCGUUUGUUCACUUUGUCCUUCUUCGUCUCUGCCUUCAAAGUGAUGAGGAAGACCAAAGUUUAUUGGCUUUUUAACUGUGAGUUUUCGGUGUUGGUUUUUAUUGUAAAGAGAUGGUGCUUUGAAGCAUUUUAAAGACGUUUUUAAACUGGUUUUAUAUACAUGAUUAAGAACAAAAAAGAUGUGAUUAUUUAUUGUGAUCAUAACGAUUUCUAUUUAAUUCCUGGUGUAAGCCUGUUUACUGCAAGAUUUCUAUGAUAACCUGCAUUAUGUGUUGACGAAUUUAUGUUGUACAGUAGGACUAUGCUCUUUAUUUCAGCCAAUACUUCUCUUUUCAUAAGAGGAAUCUUAUUAGCUUUUACAUUGGUGCCAUUCUCACUGUAACCUUUGUUAAGCAAACUCAUUACAUCACACAAUGUAGAAAACAAGACUAAUAUUGUGCAUAUAUUUACUACAGAUUGUUACAUGUAGCAUUGUGCUUUUCCUUCUGCUGCCUCUGACUUCUGUUGGCAGUUGAUGAAAGAAAUGUACUUCUUUGGUUUGUUGUUUUGUUUAUUUUCUCUGCGUCUGGAUGGUUUGUCUUUUAUUCACAGAUAUGUAUGGCAUAUAAAGAAGCACUUUUUUUAUUUUCCUAAACUUAACUUGAAAAAGGUCCCAACCCAUAGGCCUGAAUAUGUAUGUACAGAUAGAGAUAUAUAUGACAGUUUAGCAUGAACCUUGCUUUAUUUUUACAGUUGUUUGCAUUUAUUUGAUUGUCAUUCAUUUCAGUGAAAAUGGCAUACAUAUCUAAGGAAAUUCAAAACUUAGCAGAAUGAGGAAUCAGAAAAUGCUGCAACAAUGGAGUGCUUAUCAUUACUGGCACUUAACUUGUAUUCACCUUCUGGAAAAGGAAUUCAAAAAGUUUCAUAGGGCACGAGUGAUAAUAGGAUUUCAAAAAUCUACUGUACAUUUUAAUGGUGCUAAUGAGACCUCUAUUUUUUUCAUAACUCACAGUGUCAGACAUGUUAACAAAAUAUUGCCAGUUUUUAUGUCCAUACUCUGGAUUUGAAUAUGAAACUGUGUUAGCCAAUGCUGAAUAAUCAAACUAUUUCUUUUUUUUUUUUUUGCCUCCUCUCUGCUUUUGUUGGAAAACCACUCAGAUCCCACUCAGACAAAUGCCUAAGACGAUUUCGGGUGCUCGACCCCUGUGAAGACUUUGUUUACAGAUAGCUUUUUUUUACAGGGUCUGAAUAAGGGGGUUGGUGUCAACUCCUGGUGGAUCAGGAUUUUUAUUUGUUUUAUUUUUAUUUUACCCAUUAAAGAGAAGCUUUUCAUCAAUGAAAUUCCAGCACAACCGAUAAAAACCUUUCACUGAUGUUCACACUAACACUGGUGGAAUAACAUUUCCUAUGAGAAACAUUAUUUUUGGUCUUUUACACACUUUGACUUCCUUUUGGUGCUAAUAGGACAAGAUGUCAAGGUACAUGCAUUGACUUAACCUGGUUAUAUGCUGAACAGUGAUGGCAUGGUGCUUUUUUUUGAAACUCCGCACACACUGAGCUGAUAUAUGACUCAAUACAAAGCUAGUUUGUAUAAUUUCUCUGGAUGAUUACUGGGUGACAAUAGACUGAGCAGCGUUGGUAUCCCACCAUUAAUCAUGAUUUCUUUCAAGUAUCAGUAAAAAAAAAAGCAAAUUAUUGUGCAGAUGUGCAUCUAGAGCUCAAAUGUCUUCCACAGAUAACCCAACUCUCCAGCAACUCUCAAAAAUCACAACGUACACACAGAAUGAAAUGAAUGUAUACAGUUUUUUAAAUCAGCUGAUUUAGAAGGAACAGUUUUGAACAUCACUUGACAAAGUUACUCUUUUAAAUGUUUCUUUUGAUUUACUGUGGAACACAUUCUCAGUCCACAGUGAAAGUCUUUGUAUCAACAAGGAACUAACAACUAGCACCAGCAUUCAGAAAUCUGAAAAAAAAAAAAACUUUUAUUAGUAGAAAAUGUGUAAAUAUGUAGGUGAACCAUAUUGUUUUUACUGUACUGUUAAUGGUGUUUAGACAAUGGAUGAUCUUGCUUAUUUUGAAACUGAAUUACUGUACGUUGCUGAAAGUAUAUACAGUUUAGACUUGAGAAGAGACUAAAUUUAGCAUUCCUUUUAUGGAUGGCUGAUCUCUUUCGGGAUUGUGAAAUAAAGUCAUAUUUAUAUUUUGGACCUGAA
Messenger RNA from Seriola aureovittata, 9367 nucleotides. RefSeq names its product tet methylcytosine dioxygenase 1 (gene tet1). The transcript has 12 exons. The coding region runs from base 458 to 7018 and encodes 2186 amino acids. Lineage: Eukaryota; Metazoa; Chordata; Actinopteri; Carangiformes; Carangidae. The record is from RefSeq and is a predicted model, not a curated record. Gene Ontology annotation, molecular function: DNA 5-methylcytosine dioxygenase activity; DNA binding; zinc ion binding. Gene Ontology annotation, cellular component: nucleus. Gene Ontology annotation, biological process: positive regulation of transcription by RNA polymerase II; oxidative demethylation.